AUGAAGAAAAUAACACCUACUGAAGAAACUAAAGGAGUUACAUAUUCUAUGAAAGAGCUUAAACGGUCUUCAAAAACAUUUGAAGCAAUUCAACAAGCAUUAAUAUUAUCUAUUUUAAAUAUAAAUGGAUAUGGAUUUAAAAUAAAAAAACCAGAAAGAAGAUCUCAAAAAACUUUACAACUGAUGUUAGUUGAAGAAAUAUAUGAAAAAGAUUCUAUUAUUUUAUUAGAAGAAAAUAUUAAUGCCACUUGUAAUGAAAUUGUCAAAAAAGAAUUAGAAGAAAAUGGAUGUAUUGAAUUAGAACCAAGUGAUAUUGAUGGAACAUCUUCAAUUGCACAAUUAGCUUCAAAAUAUGAUUCAGAGAAAUUAAAACAAAUAAAACGACAUAAAAAUGCCAAUAAGAUAGCAUUAACAUUUAAAGAAUUAUUACAAAUGAGUGAGAAAUUAGGAUAUAAAUUUAAAUAUAGAACAACAAAACCUGCAAAAAUGACAAAAAAAUUAGAAAAGAUUUCUUCAGUUUAUGGAAAAGUUAAUUUAACAUUAAGUGAUAUUAAUGAAAUUGGAACAAAAGUAAAUGAAAGUAUUUAUAAAAGAUUUAAUAAAGAAAGUUUUUCUAUAAUUAUUCCUCCACACGAUUUUAUUAUUGAAAAAAUUUGUAAUAAAGUUAUUGAAAGUAAUAAAAAAAAUGGUCAUCAAAUAGAGACUAAUACUAGUAAAUUCAAAGAAAUAACAAAUAAAGAUAAAAUUGAUAAAAUUUGUAUAACAACAACUUCAUUAGAAAAAGAAAAUACUCAAAAUAAUUUAUUCUCUUCUAUACAAGAUAAAAAUGCAUUUAAUUUAAAACAAAAUCAUUUCAUUAAUAAUACAAAAAUUAUUCAAAAUACUUUAAUAGCAGUUAAACCAAAAAUAAUGGAAAAUAUUGAUAUUAAACUUACUUCUGAUACUUUAGAUCAUACCUCUAAGGAAGAUAAAUUUAUUAGUCCUGAACCUUCUUUAACAACACCUUCAAAUUUUACUGAUUUUAGUACUUCAUUCUGUUAUGAAGAAAGUGUUAUUUCUGGAAUACAAUCAGAUACAUCUUUUUACACUUAUGAAAAUACGUUCGAUCAUAAUUAUCUUCAACAACUCUCAAUACAACCUAAAUUAUUCUUUUGUAAUCAACAACCAAAUUCUUCUUCUCAUGAAGAAAUUUCUAUUUAUCCUACUGUCACUUCUCUUCCUAUUAAUAAAUCAUCAAACGAAAUAAUUACUCAACACUUUAAUGAACCUUCAAUUUAUUUUACUACUAAUCAAAAUAAAACAAAUGACAUUUCUUAUCUAGAUCACUUUUUUACUCAAUCACUUCCUUCAAAUACUUGUUGCGAUUAG
Molecule: messenger RNA, 1368 nt
Organism: Entamoeba histolytica HM-1:IMSS
Lineage: Eukaryota; Evosea; Mastigamoebida; Endamoebidae
Exons: 1
Coding region: 1-1368 (455 amino acids)
Source: RefSeq, a predicted model, not a curated record